AUGGGCGAGCCUUGCCCUGUCUCCGACGCGGCUUCCCCUGUUUCCCCGGUUUCCCCAAUACAACCCAUCGCGCCCAUCCGAGUGGACGGUCGCGAGGCGGACUGGGACGUGGUGCUGGUGCUGGAUAACCGCGAGGUGCGCAGCCAGCAGGACCGCGGGUUUCUCGCGAACCAGCUGCACGCGGCGGGGCUGCGCUGCGAGGUGCGCGCGCUGGGGCUGGGGGACGUGCAGUGGACGCUGCGGCAUCGGGAGAGCGGGCGCGAAGCGAUGCUGGAUGUGCUGGUGGAGCGGAAAAACGCGCGCGAUCUCGCGCAGAGCAUUCUCGAUGGACGCUUCCGAGAGCAGCAGUACCGGCUGGGACGCUGCGGAGCCAGACAUCCUGUGUAUCUGGUGGAGGGAGGGCUCGCGACGCAGGACGUGCUGCCCACUGAUUCGCUGCUGACGGGCGUGAUGAGGACCGUGGUGAACCAGGACAUCUAUGUCUACCAGAGCACGUCGAUCGAUGAUUCGAUCGUGUUCCUGAGGAGUUUGCACGAGAUCGAGAAGGCCGCGGUCCAUCGGUACUUUGCGGAGGGAGAUGAGUGUGUUUUGAAUGUUAUAAAUUUGACUGCUAGUUCGUGUUUUCAUCCGCUGAAGAUCAGUUUUGCGGACUUUCAAACGCUCUACGCAAAAUCGAAGGGAACCAAGCUGAAUCAGCUCUGGUGUCGUCAGUUACGGCAGCAGAUCCCUCGAUGUACUGUCGCCAAGACAUUGAUCAUAGCCAAGCACUACCCUACGCUUGCCUCGCUUAUGCGCGCCUACAAAGAGCAAUCCUCCGUCAAAGAGAAAGAAGGACUGCUCAAAUUGCUGUGUGAUUCAAAUCGCAAGAACAAGAUUGGUCUUGCUCUGAGUCGCAAUAUUUAUCAUUAUUUAUGUGAUUCUUAA
This is a messenger RNA of Blastocystis hominis, 924 nucleotides long. RefSeq lists its product as hypothetical. NCBI's taxonomy places the organism in Eukaryota, Bigyra, Opalinata, Blastocystidae. Gene Ontology annotation, cellular component: nucleus; Holliday junction resolvase complex. Gene Ontology annotation, molecular function: crossover junction DNA endonuclease activity; DNA binding; 3'-flap endonuclease activity. The record is from RefSeq and is a predicted model, not a curated record. The transcript has 2 exons. Gene Ontology annotation, biological process: double-strand break repair via break-induced replication; DNA catabolic process; resolution of meiotic recombination intermediates. Bases 1 to 924 code for a protein of 307 amino acids.